Molecule: messenger RNA, 946 nt
Organism: Mytilus californianus (California mussel)
Lineage: Eukaryota; Metazoa; Mollusca; Bivalvia; Mytilida; Mytilidae
Product: ubiquinol-cytochrome-c reductase complex assembly factor 1-like
Exons: 9
Coding region: 7-771 (254 amino acids)
Biological process (GO): mitochondrial respiratory chain complex III assembly
Cellular component (GO): mitochondrion
Source: RefSeq, a predicted model, not a curated record
UGCAACAUGAAUUCUAUAAGGCAGUUAUUUGUUUUCUCAAUCAGAAAUCCCGUUUUACAGUUUACUGUUAGCCGACAGUUAAGUAGAUACUUUCCUACUAUCAUUAGUCCACUUUCAAGACCACUAGACCAAACAUUCCCAAAUCAUCAGUGUAGAUGUCCAGUUUAUUCAAAUCUUCAGUCUCGAUCUUUUAUUACAAGACUCAGAGAAAAGUUAUUAUAUGGUAGAGGAAAAUUGAAAUACAGCAAAAAGCAUUUAAUGGUCAGUGGCACUAACCUGUAUUUUCUGUAUCGUAAACAAAUCAACAGCAUAGAUUUAAUGGAAGAAAUUGGUUUACCAGAUACAUUUAACUCAUGGUAUUUGGUAGCAGAAUUACAUGUAUGGAUGAUAAUGUAUAGGUUAGCAAAAGAAGGAGAGGAAGGCAGACAUGCAAGGAAUGGUUUAGUCAAAGCUAUGUGGUCAGAUGUGGAUGUACGAAGUAGAAAUAUAAAGGAACAUGGUAUGGCAGGAAGAAAACAAGCUUUAUAUAAACUCAACGACCAUUUCUAUACAGCUUUGUUGACAUAUGAAGAGGGAAUCAUGGGAACUGACAAAGAAUUGGCUAGUGCAGUAUGGAACAUGUUGUACAGUAAGAAAGAUAUAGAUCCUGAAAAGUUAUUACAGUGUAUAGGAUAUAUAAGAAAACAGAUUAAAUAUCUAGAAGAGGAAAAUAGUAGCAGCCACAUAUUGGGAUCGGGAAUGAUAAAACUUCUGCCUUUUGAAGAACAAUGAGAUUAUUCAAGGCAAGAUACCUAAGUUCAAGGACUAGACAUCCAGACAAUUGUUACCUUUCCUCAGUGGAAUACAGACUUAAGGAUGUUGUUGUUUAAAAAAAAAACCCACAAUUUUACCUCUUUUUCAGUAGACAGUAUAUCACUAUUGUGAAAAAAUAAAGAUACAUAGAUUU